AUUGGUCAAAUUUCGUCCCAUGCAAAAGAUAUUAUCGAAGCGGUUUUGGAAAAAAGGGAUGUGUUGGCAGUGAUGGCCACUGGGCACGGCAAAUCUCUGUGCUUUCAGUUGCCAGCUCUUCUGAAAAACGGAAUCACUCUUGUGAUAUCACCAUUGAUUUCUUUAAUGCAGUCCCAAGUGCACAGUAUGGUCAAAAUUGGCGUUUCAGCUUGUCUUUUGGGAUCAGCCCAAAACGAUACUACCAUUCUACAACGCGUUUUUGGAUAUGAAUUUAGUAUUGUCUAUUGCUGUCCUGAAUAUCUGCAGGGCCUUAACGGCAAGAAAUUAAUGACGACAUUGAAAGACCGUUUAACAUUGGUUGCCAUUGAUGAAGCACAUUCGAUAAGUCAAUGGGGCCACGAAUUCAGACAGGACUAUCUUAAACUUAAUAUCAUCAGAGAUAUCAUCCCGAAUGUUCCAAUUUUGGCUGUCACAGCUACAGCCACCAAAGACGUACGUAAUGAAAUAAUAAGAAUGGCUCGACUGAAUGCUCCACUUGUGAUCGUCACCGAACUCGAUCCGAAUCUUGAAUUUUUGAUUAAACGAAAAAGUGUCGGUAACCCUUGGCGUGAUUUGAAACCAUUGAUGGAAAAUGUGACCGGUAGCGUCAUCAUUUAUGUAUUGAGAAUUGUUGAGACAGACGAGGUUCAAGAGGCACUUGCUGAACAUGGAAUCGAAUCAUCAACGUAUCAUGCCGAUCUACCGAUGACGACCCGAUCAGACAUUGUAACAAAAUUCGUAGAGAAUGAGAUCAAAGUAGUUGUAGCGACGAUUUCCUUUGGCAUGGGUAUCGACAAGCCUGACGUCAGACUUGUGAUACACUAUGGCGCAUCAAAAAGCAUCGAGAGCUAUUAUCAAGAGGUUGGGCGCGCCGGCCGCGACGGAUUACAUGCGAAAGUUGUUACUUUUUUCGAUGAAAACGACUUCCAAUUGCAAGAAUUCUUCCUGACUCACAGAAAGGACCCCUUGCCAACUUUGACUUUGACUAAUCUGCGUAGACUUCGUGCCGAAUUUCGACAGUAUCUUUUUUCAACGACAUGCCGACGCCGUGCUAUUAAUCCUUCGAAUUCUUCAUCACCGCCAACACAUUUUGAUUUUAACGACGACUACGACAGUGAAGACGUAUCCAAUUACGAUGAAUACUGUUAUUAUAAUGGAUCAGAAGAUUUGAAUGAACACGAAAGCGAACAAGAAAGUGAGCACGAAAGUGAGCGUGAAAGCGAACACAAAGGUGAUCGUGAAAUCGAACACGAAAGUGAGCGUGAAAGCGAACACGAAAGUGAGCGUGAAAGCGAACACGAAAGUGAGCGUGAAAGCGAACACGAAAGUGAGCGUGAAAGCGAACACGAAAGUGAGAUUGAAAGCGAGCACGAAAGUGAGCGUGAAAGCGAACACGAAAAAGAGAUUGAAAGCGAGCACGAAAGUGAGCGUCAAAGCGAACACGAAAGCUCCGAUGGGAGUAACCUACGACAAGACGUAGAUGAGGAAGAGCAAGAGACGAGUUUUGAAUCUAAGAAUGCGUCACACAUUAACCAAACGACUGAUGCCGGCGAAACAAACUCAGAAGGAUCAAUUGGUGAAAUCGCCGCCAAGCGACCACGACUUUCUUAG
Messenger RNA from Bradysia coprophila, 1650 nucleotides. Its product is annotated as bifunctional 3'-5' exonuclease/ATP-dependent helicase WRN-like. NCBI's taxonomy places the organism in Eukaryota, Metazoa, Arthropoda, Insecta, Diptera, Sciaridae. The record is from RefSeq and is a predicted model, not a curated record. Gene Ontology annotation, molecular function: 3'-5' DNA helicase activity; ATP binding; four-way junction helicase activity. Gene Ontology annotation, biological process: double-strand break repair via homologous recombination. Gene Ontology annotation, cellular component: cytoplasm; nucleus; chromosome.